GUGUUUUUACGUAAGUUCCGGAGCGCCUCCCUCCGUCGGAGCUCGCUUUAGCGAGGUGGUUUCGCCUCGUGUGGGCUGCUGGAGCACACUGCAUUUCACUUGUUUGAUCCUCCCAUCCUCCUGGCCCGACACCAUGGGAGUGACUUGUGUGUCCCAGAUGCCCGUGGCUGAGGGCAAGAGUGUCCAGCAGACUGUGGAGCUCCUCACCCGGAAAUUGGAGAUGCUUGGAGCAGAGAAGCAAGGAACAUUUUGUGUGGACUGUGAGACCUACCACACAGCUGCCUCUACCCUGGGCAGCCAAGGUCAGGCCGGGAAGCUGAUGUAUGUGAUGCACAAUUCCGAGUACCCUCUGAGCUGCUUCGCCCUCUUUGAGAAUGGCCCUUGCCUGGUUGCCGACACCAACUUUGACGUGCUCAUGGUGAAACUCAAGGGCUUUUUCCAGAGUGCCAAGGCCAGCAAGAUCGAGACCCGGGGCACCCGUUACCAGUACUGUGACUUCCUAGUGAAGGUGGGCACGGUCACAAUGGGGCCCAGUGCCCGAGGCAUCUCCGUGGAGGUGGAGUAUGGCCCCUGUGUGGUAGCUAGCGACUGCUGGAGCCUGUUGCUGGAGUUCCUGCAGAGCUUUCUAGGCAGCCACACCCCAGGGGCACCCUCCGUGUUUGGGAACAGACACGAUGCGGUCUACAGCCCAGCGGACACCAUGGUCCAGUACAUGGAGCUCUUCAACAAGAUCCGCAAGCAGCAGCAGAUUCUUUGGAUGGGAAGAGACCUUGAAAGGACCUCUAGUUUAUCCUGCAACUUCAGUCAAUAUCCCACUUAAAUCAUCCCAGGUAAUAGAGACGAGGAAACCUAACCAAUGACUGUGGAGUAA
Cervus elaphus (red deer) is the source of this 871-nucleotide messenger RNA. RefSeq names its product mediator complex subunit 20 (gene MED20). Gene Ontology annotation, molecular function: transcription coactivator activity. Lineage: Eukaryota; Metazoa; Chordata; Mammalia; Artiodactyla; Cervidae. The coding region runs from base 134 to 820 and encodes 228 amino acids. Gene Ontology annotation, cellular component: mediator complex. The transcript has 6 exons. Gene Ontology annotation, biological process: regulation of transcription by RNA polymerase II. The record is from RefSeq and is a predicted model, not a curated record.